AGAGGAAGGUGCAGCUGCUGCUGCUGCCGUUGGAGGCCCGCGUGGCCUGAAGAGCCUGCGGGCCUGCUGGGUCCUGGGCUCCUGGCAAGCUCAGUGAUGCUCGCCCAGUAGAGUCUGGGGGCCUGGCCCUGAGGGCGCCGCCAGCUGAAAUCUGCCUCUUGAGCUAGGCCUGGGUACUGGCAGGACGACCCGGACGGGGUGCUGGAGGAGCGCUGCUGGGCAGGGAGACCAGCCCCUGCGGGGAUCCCCCUCUUAGCCUCGGCUUGGACCUGAGAGGGCAAAACUCGAUCCUUAGGACCUUGACCAAGUAAAAUGAGGGAUGGCCUCAGCCAGUCCGUUUCAUCAAGUGUGAGUGCCAGGGUCACAGCCCAGGUCUGGCCCUGGAAGUGCAGAAAUGAAUCCCUCCACUUCCGGGAGCUCACCCUGCCUCGGGAGCCAGUCCUGAUCAUCCAAAGUGAGGUGACACCGUGAUGUAGUUUAGAAGUUUGCUAAUAAAGAUAUCACCAAAGAUUCGAAGCAUAAUCAUCUAGAGGAAAUGCUGGUAGUAUGGCUGUAUGUGUAUGUUCAAAACUCUCUACAGCAGACAGUCUUGUUUUAGGGGCUGUCCAGAUUAUGAUUGGCAUAUUUCAUGUUUUCAUGUGGUACUUCCUAUUGAUUUUGUAUAUGGGACAAAUUAGAGGAGUCUUUGGGACAUACGAACCUAUAACUUACAAAGCAGGAUGUCCUUUAUGGGGAGUCAUCUUUAUCAUUGCAGGAGUCUCCAUAAUAAGAGUAGCAAAGCAUCCAACUCCAGGCGUGAUUACAUUUGCUCUGAUCAUGAACAUCUCAUGCAUAAUGACUUCAGUUAUUGCAUCAGUUCUAACAAUAAUUGAGUUGUCUUCUUUUAAUUCGGUGUCAUAUAGGAAUUAUGGACAAGCGAAACUUGGAAGGGAAGUUUCACGUAUUUUACUGCUCUCUUACUCCUUUGAGAUUUCUGUUGCAUUAACAUACGCAAUCUUUGGCUGUAUUGGUUUGAGUCGUCGUAAUGAAGAUAGUCUCACAGCUGUCCCAGAGGAAUUUGAGAGUACUUUUUAAGAACCUUAAAAAUGUGAGAUUUUUCCUGGUGCUCAUACCUGCUGUGGGCCCUAAUGAUAUCUCUGUAUAACAAAAAGCUGCUACAAAGCCCACAGGUGUUGUGCAAAAGAAAAUACAAAACAAGUUGGAUUUUUUCUUCUCGGUAUUCAAGAAAUUUCUCUGCACAUACUUUUGUAGGCUCCAAGUGGAAAGCUUUUCCCUAUUUAAAUACGUUAUUAUGAGGGAAAAAUUAUUUUCUAGUACUCUGAACCUGUCAACCCCGUCUUAACUCUGAAGCUGUCACCUCUCCCUAAGAGAGCUUUCGUAAGAGACCAUAAAAAAGAUCUGUGAUUGUCUCUAGAGGGCAGGCUAUAAAGACUUGGUGAGUGAUACUACGUCAUUCUCAGGAAAACUUUAAAAUACAAGUAAAGAGUACAUUUCAGCAUGACUUCUUCUACCAGAACUAGCUUCUACUUGAACAAAGGAUGAAUCCAAAGUCAUCCGACUCAUAGUCCCUUCAUUGUUCCUCUUUGACUGUUCCUCUCCUCAUUAAAGUUCCUUCCUGCCCUGAAA
Messenger RNA from Neofelis nebulosa (Clouded leopard), 1626 nucleotides. RefSeq names its product membrane spanning 4-domains A13 (gene MS4A13). Lineage: Eukaryota; Metazoa; Chordata; Mammalia; Carnivora; Felidae. The coding region runs from base 547 to 1074 and encodes 175 amino acids. Gene Ontology annotation, biological process: cell surface receptor signaling pathway. Gene Ontology annotation, cellular component: plasma membrane. The transcript is spliced from 8 exons. The record is from RefSeq and is a predicted model, not a curated record.